This is a messenger RNA of Entrophospora sp. SA101, 3267 nucleotides long. NCBI's taxonomy places the organism in Eukaryota, Fungi, Glomeromycota, Glomeromycetes, Entrophosporales, Entrophosporaceae. The record is from the annotation of a GenBank genome assembly.
AUGUCUAAAAAUACUGGAGAAAUGACACGAUCUUCCUCUCUUAAAUUCAAACUAAAACUUGUAGCGACAUCAAAACCUCUUUCAACAUCAGAAUUACUAAAACGAUUAAAAAGUUUAUUUGGAGAAUUAUCUACAAUGGAACAAGAAGAGGUUGACCAAAAUUCAUUAAAAAGUAUAACUCAUGAUCUUAUAAAUAAAAGUUUGAUGGGGCAUAAAGAUAAUGGAAUAAAGGCCUAUGUAGCAUGUUGUAUUUCUGAUUUAUUGAGACUUUAUGCUCCUGAUGCUCCUUACACAGAUCACGAAUUGAGAGAAAUUUUUGUAUUUUUUGUCCAACAACUUCAAAAUAUUGGAAAAAUAGAUGGUCCAUAUUUUGAUUUAUAUUUCCAUUUACUGGAAAAUUUGUCAACAGUAAAAAUUGUUUUAUUAAUUCUUGAAUUACAAGAUUAUGAAGAAAUUUUAAUUGAGUUAUUUCAAUUGUCAAAUAUAGUUUAUUCGCAUAUGGUAGAUAUUCUUGAACAAUUAAUCAAUGACGGUAAUGCUCUACCUCAGGAUGUGAUUGACAUUAUUCUGGCACAAUUUUUAAGAAAAAGAAAGGAUGAAAACCCAACAGCAUAUAGAUUAGCAUGUGAUGUUUGUAGGGCAGCAACUGAUAAACUUCAACGAUAUGUUUGUCAAUAUUUUACAGAUGUGAUUGUAGCAGCAGAAAAGACGGGGACAUCAGCUGAUGAAUUGAAUGAUUUUAAAACUGCACAUGAUCUUAUCAAGGAAUUAAAUAGAGUGGCUCCUGGUUUAUUACUUAAUGUGAUACCGCAACUGGAAGAAGAGUUAAAACUUGAUGACUUAAAUUUGAGAAUGCUUGCAACACAAGUACUUGGCGAAAUGUUUUCAGAGAAAGAUUCCACUUUGGCUAGUAGAUAUGACAGUGUAUGGAGAACGUGGCUAUUAAGAAAUACUUACAUAAUAGUUUCAUUACUUAAAAGGCGGAAUGACAAGGUGGCUGAUGUUAGGUGUACAUGGGUAGAAUUUUGUUUGCCAUUAUACACCAAUCAUCAUGAAUUAGCGGAUCAAAUUAAUGAGGCGAUUAUUACCAAAUUAUCAGAUCCUGAUGAUAAAGUUCGAAUAGCUGUUUGUAGAGUUUUUUGUCAAUUAGAAUAUGAAUGUGCUUCAAAACAUGUCAAAAAAGAUUUAUUUAUCGAACUUGCUAAACGCUGUCGCGAUCGUAAACAUGGUGUCAGACAAGAAGCUAUAAAGGCUUUGGCCCGUUUAUAUAACAUGGCAUAUUUGGAAAUUCUUGAUAAUGAAGCUAAUGCACCUGAAAAAUUUGGAUGGAUUCCUUCAGAAUUAUUGAAUACUAUAUAUACAAAUGACAAUGAGAUUAUUGCAUCUGUAGAAAAUGUUUUGCAUGAAGAGAUAUUGGCAUCUAAUAAUGUGGAAUCAACCAGAAUGGAUCGACUUCUUGUUGUUUUUGGUUCACUUGAGGCAAAGGCAAAGAAAGCUUUUUUUUCAAUUCUUCAAAGACAAAAAGAAACAAUUAAUGAUAUGGAAAUAUAUUUAAACUUGUGUGAAAAUUCUAUGGACGUUGAGGUAGAUGGUGAUGCAGAUAAAGCAGAUGAUAUGUUGAAUCAAACAAUUAAUCGAAUUGCAGGAAAACUUCCAGAUCCAUUGAAAUCGGUAAACCAUCUUUCAUCGUUCCCAAAAUUGAAUAACAGUCGUAUUUACAAAUUGAUAAGAGGUUGUAUGAAUCCUACCUCAGAUUAUAAAACUGUGAAAAAAUCUGCGAAAGAUGCAUUAAAAUGCAUUGAACAACUGUCACCCUCUUCAGCUGAGACAUUUUCUACCCUAAUACGUCGAAUUAGUCUAACCAUAAUUAAUAGGGAUUUGAUAGCAUUGCUUUUAGAUAAAAUUAGAUCUAUGGAUACUUCUAAACAUAAUGGCGAUUCUAUUAUUGCACACGAAUUAUUUAGGGAAACAUCUCACCGGUUUCCCGCUAUAUUUAAACCCUACUUUCAUGAAUUGACAGAUUUAGCCAUUAAUGAAGAUGAUGAAACUACAGAACGUUUUAUGAAAUUAUCACUUGAAGGAACACCUAAACAAGCCAAAUUUGCUACUAUUAUUUUAGGUCAUGUACGACAAAAAGAUCAAUUGUGCAGUGAAUUGUUAAAUAACAUCGUACCAAACCUUUCUGUGAGGUCUGAAUAUAUAUUAUCAAAUCUUUCAGCACUCAGUCAAUGUGUUCUUUAUGCACCUAUUGUAUACGAAGAGAAGAGUGACUCGAUAACUAAUUUUAUUGUUAAAGAGAUAUUAAUGAAAAAUUAUCAUAAAGCAGUUCCAGGAGAUGAUGUUGAAUGGGUAGAAGAUCAUGUAAUUGACGAUGAAUGUAAGGCAAAGAUAAUGGGAUUAAAAGUACUGGUGAACCGUUUACUGACAGUUUCUGAUAGAGAGGUAGCAGUCGAGUUGGCUAAACCUAUUUUUAAAUUAUUUUGGAAUUUAAUAAGGGAAGGCGGUGAAUUACUUGGUGAUAAAUCAACAAGACCUUCAUUUCGGAGUAGAUUAAGAUUGGCAGCUGUUCACAAUUUAUUGAAGCUGGCACAUAAAAAAAUAUAUAAUUCAAUGAUAUCUGUUGGAGAAUUUCAAGAAUUGGCAUUCAUGAUACAAGAUCCUUGUUACCAAGUGAGAUUUGGAUUUGCUUCAAGGCUUGUUAAAUAUUGUGCAAGUUAUCUUCUACAUGCACGAUUCUUGUCUAUAUUUUUUUUAACUGCACAUGAUCCUGCGCACGAAAUUCGUGAUAUGGUUAAAGUUUUUUUGACAAGACAAUCUCGUGCAACUGGGUCGAUCCGUGAUAAGAAUCUGUUGUUUGAGAUGUCUUUAGUUAGAUUGAUUCAUCUCCUUUCCCAUCAUCCUGAUUUUUCGCACGAAUUAAAUGUCCUUUCUGAAUUCAUAGUUUAUAUAGAUUUUUUCUUAAAUACAAUUGCAGAUUCGGAGAAUAUUUCAUAUUUGUUUUGUCUUGCAGGAAAAUUAAAACAAGUUCGCGAUAAACAAUCAUUAGAACAGAGCGAGAAUUUAUAUUUAUUGAGUGAUUUGACUCAACAUCUAAUAAGAGCCAAAUGUAAAUCUUUUUCUUGGCCAUUAACUGAUUUUCCUGGAGACGUCAAUUUACCUAAUGAUUUAUUUAGCAAACUAUCAAAUCCCGAGAUUAUAUCACAGGUUAGUAGCGCUAAAUCUACCAACACUGAUAGACCAUAUUUAGAUAAUUCUUGGGAAAAAUGA